Molecule: messenger RNA, 1950 nt
Organism: Lontra canadensis (Northern American river otter)
Lineage: Eukaryota; Metazoa; Chordata; Mammalia; Carnivora; Mustelidae
Gene: RNF144B
Product: ring finger protein 144B
Exons: 7
Coding region: 43-954 (303 amino acids)
Biological process (GO): protein polyubiquitination; ubiquitin-dependent protein catabolic process; positive regulation of proteasomal ubiquitin-dependent protein catabolic process
Cellular component (GO): mitochondrial membrane; ubiquitin ligase complex; cytoplasm
Molecular function (GO): ubiquitin conjugating enzyme binding; zinc ion binding; ubiquitin protein ligase activity
Source: RefSeq, a predicted model, not a curated record
CUGUAGGGAUUGAGGUGACUAGAGACUGGCGAGGAGAGGCUGAUGGGCUCAGGUGGGAGAACGCAGUACCUCACCAUGACCACCGAAAAUCCGGCGGCGGGAGAGCUGGCUCCGGCCCCCCUUGUCACUUGCAAGCUGUGCCUCUGUGAACAGUCCUUGGACAAGAUGACCACACUCCGGGAAUGCCGCUGCCUCUUCUGCACAGCGUGCUUGAAACAGUACCUGCAGCUGGCAAUCCGAGAAGGCUGUGGGUCUCCCAUUGCUUGCCCUGACACAGUGUGCCUGAACCACGGGACCCUGCAGGAGGCGGAGAUUGCCUCCCUGGUGCCCGUGGAUCAGUUUCAGCUCUACCAGCGGUUAAAAUUUGAACGAGAAGUUCACCUGGACCCCCACCGAACGUGGUGUCCUGUCGCAGACUGUCAGACCGUGUGCCCUGUUGCCUCCGGUGACCCAGGACAGCCCGUGCAGGUGGAGUGCCCUUCUUGCCACCUGAAGUUCUGCUCCUGUUGCAAGGAUGCUUGGCACGCAGAGGUCUCCUGUAGAGAUAGUCAGCCCAUCGUCCUGCCAACAGAGCACAGGGCCCUCUUUGGGACAGACACAGAAGCCCCCAUCAAGCAGUGCCCCGUCUGUCGGGUUUACAUCGAACGAAACGAGGGCUGUGCCCAGAUGAUGUGCAAGAAUUGCAAACACACGUUUUGCUGGUACUGUCUCCAGAACCUGGACAAUGACAUUUUCCUCAGACAUUACGACAAAGGGCCAUGCAGGAACAAGCUGGGCCACUCAAGAGCCUCAGUGAUGUGGAACCGAACGCAGGUGGUGGGGAUCCUGGUGGGACUGGGCAUCAUUGCCCUGGUGACUUCACCCUUGCUGCUCCUGGCUUCCCCGUGUAUAAUCUGCUGUGUCUGCAAGUCCUGUCGGGGCAAGAAGAAAAAGCACGACCCCUCCACGACCUAAAGGUCUCCGCUCCUGUGCACGUGCCACAGACGUCUGGGGUUAUAAUGAGAAGCACGGAGAUAAAGCCCCACUUAGUGAACCUGCCCCCUCCUUGCCAAACUUUGGAAGUGCCUCUGUGUCCAGACUUUGAACUUGGCCUGCCUGCCUUUGGCAUCAGAAAAGGCAUCAGAAAAGCCUGUCUGAAGAGAAGGACCCGGAUUCUGCAGUCUCGACCGGCGUCUCUGGAGCAUGUCGGGAAGCUUUGGGGGUGCUGAGAAGGAGCUAACCCACCGUCACUUUAUCUUCCGCAGGAUCCCACUGGACUGUUCAACUUCCAGCCAAAUUCGAAGAGCCCGAGUGAAUACUCAGUAUCAUCAGUGUGUUGUCACGGUUGGCAACACACAUCGUAACUCAUCAGCUAGAAUCUGUUCUAUGUUGAUUUGACCCCCAUGAGAAAUAUGGGAGAAACCCGGCCCCCCGUAGGAGGGAAAGGAUAACACUGUUUAAGGGGAAGUUGUCGUAAGCGCCAAGCAGCAGGAGCGGGUCUGUUGGUUCUGCCUCUGCGGGCUCCCGGGGGUGCUGUUCCCGGCAUUCCCACAGUGACUUGGCAGAAACACAGUAGGUUUCUUCCCGUGUGAUCUCCGCUUCAAGCAGGAGAAACUGCUGUGCAGAGGGAGUUGUCGCUUCCAAGAGGAGGGGUUGCGGCCACUGAAACAGUGUGGUCUGAUCCAGUAGCUCUCCCUUGGCCAGUGCACCUUGGUAAAGGCGAUCAACUGUCCUCCUACAGCCAGUAGCUGUGGUCUCCAGGAUCUGUUUAUAGGCAAUAUGGGUCAAGUGGCCGAGGGUCAAGGGUACCCUUCAUCAUAGGUAACAGAGACCUUUCCUGAGCUCUGUGUUCAUGCAUCCCACACAGAGUUGGCCCUAAAAGUACACACCAGGAUUGCGUAUCCAAGUCCAUGUGUACACCAGUCCGAUAAGCUUCUGCCUACCUAGAAUUUCCAUCCGUUGGGCAUGCGU